UCGAUUACCGCCUUGCCUGCCGAUCCCCGGCCUAGACUGUAAUUCCCCAGCAGCGUUACAGCAUUUUUUGUUCAAAACAAAUUGUUAAAAAAAGCAGUUAUUAGCUAAAUGUAUUUUUGGUGCAGAGGCAAAUUUAUAUGAAAAUAUCCGAAUUGUGGAGUAGGCCUUGCACUAGGAAAACCUAAGUAACAGUACAAAUGAUAGUUAAUAAAUAGAGAUAUGAUUUGUUGUAAGUAAGGCAAUAAAAAAAAAAAAACUAUGAACGGAGUAGCCGUAAUCAGAAAGCAAAGUUAUUUUAAACGCAUGGCUAAAUUGUAAGAGAGUGUCAGCUCCAGUGGUUUGUAAAAUGUCACAGAACACCGAAAUGGGAUUAUUUUCUUGUAACCCAGUAAAGCCUAACAUAUAUUUUAUUACAUUUUUUAUAAUACAUGGAUGUUACUAUCGCUUAAAAUAUUGUGGCCUGUGCUAGUAUAGUAUCGAAUUCUGUUCCUCAUAUAAUUCAGUGCCCUCUGCACAUUGUUCGCAUAUAACAUUGUUCGCAACUAACAUGUUUAAUAAUGCACCAAAAAUACACAACGUAACAUUGAAAGAGUAAGUUGAAAAGCAUGGAAGUUGAAAAGCUGUUAUAUUAAAUUGACAAGGCAGCAAUGGAAAUUAUUAUUGUUAUUAUUUUUAAUUGAAUAUCUGCGCUUUCUAAAUAAACGCGAGAGUUGACAAUCGUAUAAAAUAUGUGCUUUUUCGUGGUGAGUUCAAAACGAUUGCCAUUUUGAUGUCAGAACUGUGCCGUUAUUUUUUAGUAUGGCUCAGGAUGCAACUAUAACCUCCAUCCAUGUAUUUAUACAAUACAAAUGUAGCUCUGUUUAUUUUGCCCCAGAUUAACUUCAGCAAUGGCACUUCAAAAGGAUAUGUAUGCAUUUCUUCGUGACCGUGGGAUUGUUGAUGAGGUAAUCCAGGAGAUGAAAACCCAGAAGAUUGACUCUUCAACUGUUUUGCUCAUAGAAGAUACAUCUUUAGAGAAGUACUUGCCGGCUCUUGGUGAUAGAGUAGCUUUGCGAAGUUAUUGUGAUAACCAUGCUGAGAAAACAUCAAGUGAUAGCAAGAUCAUACCUUCCAGGAAAAACGUUCUCCUUGAAAAACUGAGAAAGAAAAUGAAAUUAAAGCCUUCAUUGACUGCUACUGAGGAUUCAAGUGAUGAUGACAAGCAUAGUCAGUGCAAUGACAGGAAAUUGGGAAACAAGCAUGCUGCAAAAAGCACCAGAAAAAUCGAGAUUGGGUGGAUACAUAAUGGUAAACAAGUCCGUGCUCGUGGUGGGGGUGGCACUAGAAGAAUUUCUGUGUCAAAAAAUAUUGACUGUGAUGACCUUUUAAAGAUUGGUAAGGAUCUAUUCUUCCCAGAUGGUCAGUCAAAGAAAGGUAAUGAAAAUCAAUUCACAUUUGAAAUAUGGGAUUUUAAAGAAAACGUGCUGCCACUUGAUAUGACCGUUGGGGCUGCCUAUGAAAAAGUAAAAAUGGGAAUAGUGCGUUUCUAUUUGGCAUCUUUGGAUCAUGGAGCAGUUGAAACUGUUGUGCAGGUGGAAGACAAAGUCCCAGAAGUAACUGUCUGUUGUGAAAAAUCUGGAUUGGCACAAUUCUGUGUUCCGCCAAAGGUCAGCCUCCACUCUGAAUCAGGACCAGAUACUGCAGCUCAUUUAUUAAAGAACUUUCCUAGCUCUCCAUUGAAAGAAACUUCUGAAUUUGACUGCUGUACAUUGACAGAAGGUGAGCUUUGCCAUGGGGCAUCUAGAAACAUUCUACAGUCAUCUGCUUUUUUAAGUGCCAUGCACUCUUCUGACUCGGAAAUAGAAUUUGGUCCACUAAAUUAUGAAAUUGAAACCUGUGAUGACACACUUCCUUGGGAAGUACAUUUUAUUUCUAAUUUAAACGAACAGGUAGUGUCUUCCAAUAAGCCAAUGCCUCAGGGUGCAAUUACGUUUGUUUCUUCAAUAUCUGAAAAAAGCGCGGCAAUGCUACCAUCAUGUUCAACACAAACACCAAAAGGAGACAUAACUAUCUUACCAUCAUUGCUCUUCCCACUCCCUGCACCAGACUGUUCAACAGUGCAGCUGCCGCCACAACACAAUCUUGCUCCCUCUUCGUCUCCACUACAGCAGGUACUACAGUUGCCUCCGCCAAUGCCAGGCUCUCUAACAUUACAGCUGUCCCCAGACCACAGUCUUUCUCCCUCUUCGUCUCCACUACAGCAGUUAGCAAACUCUCCUCAGUCAGCGCAACUCUCUCCAACACAGCAAAAUGCAGAUGUACGCAUUUUGACUUUACGCAGAGUCAUCAUACUGCAAGAUAUGUUGGGAGAGUUUAAGGAUUCUAACAUUUUGAAUGCUUCCUUGACCAUAGAGUUUGUAGAUGAAGCAGGUUCUGAUGUAUCAGGUAUCUCUCGAGAUGCUUAUUCUGCAUUCUGGGAAGCUUUCUUUCAAAACUGUGCCGAAGGGGAGUAUGAGCGUGUGCCAGCACUGUAUCCUGAAUAUGGGAAGGAAGAGUGGGAGGCAGUGGGAAGAAUACUACUGAAGGGUUACCUGGACCAGUCAUACUUUCCAAUUCAGCUUUCACUGGCUUUUGCAGUUGGGUUGGUAUAUGGAGAGUCUGAAAUUACACCCGGAAUACUGAUGGCUUCUUUUUUAAGGUACAUUGCACCAUUUGAGAAAGACAUCAUCACUUCUGCAUUGGAUGGAAGUAUUGGAGCAGAUGAUCAGGAUGAGUUGCUUGAUAUCCUUUCCAGAAUGGGCUGUCACACUGUGCCAUCACAUGACAGCAUGAAGGGCACAAUUCUCCAAGUAGCUCAUAAACAACUCAUACAGGAGCCAAAGUAUGCCUUAGAGGUUAUGGCCGACGUAACACGCAGCACUCUACAAAAGUUACUACCAGAAGUGUCCAACUUAGAAGCGCUAUAUGAAGCGAAGAAGCCAACUGUAAAACAUGUACUAAACAUGAUUAAUGCUGAAGUUCAAAAUGCAGCACAAAACAAAACAAUGAAUUUCUUGAAGCAGUUUAUUCGAUCUUUAGAUGAUGGAAGACUGCAGAAAUUUUUGCGUUUUGUCACAGGAGCCGAUAUGCUUUGUGUUGAGAAAAUUGACAUUCAAUUUACAGAUCUCAGGGGUCUGCAGCGAAGACCUGUUGCACACACUUGUGGACCACUUCUAGAGGUGCCAUGUACUUACAAUACAUAUACUGAAUUUAGAAGUGAGUUUCAGAACAUUGUGGAUGGUGACUGCCAUAGAAUGGAUAUCAUUUGACUGUCAUUUCAUGUUGAAAUGAAAACCCUACUAGCAAGCACAUCUAAGGAUCUUUGUGUUGCAUAAGCGAAUGUGAGGUGGGGCAAAAAUACUCCUUUUUUUAUGAGGUUUAUGUAAGUUUGUAUUUUGCAAUGUUCAGGGGCACUAAAAAGAGCCAUUCACACUCUUUGCACUGUUUGCUAUACUACAUUGGGAUUAUUUCUGGAGAAAUUAAAAUUGUUUUUGUCAAUGUGUUGGUUUUGAAAUGUAUUUUUAAAGGUAGAUGACUUGCCUUUUGAUACUAGCACUUACU
This is a messenger RNA of Acipenser ruthenus (sterlet), 3579 nucleotides long. RefSeq lists its product as uncharacterized. NCBI's taxonomy places the organism in Eukaryota, Metazoa, Chordata, Actinopteri, Acipenseriformes, Acipenseridae. The coding region runs from base 888 to 3287 and encodes 799 amino acids. The record is from RefSeq and is a predicted model, not a curated record. Gene Ontology annotation, molecular function: ubiquitin-protein transferase activity. The transcript is spliced from 2 exons.